Molecule: messenger RNA, 2111 nt
Organism: Anas platyrhynchos (mallard)
Lineage: Eukaryota; Metazoa; Chordata; Aves; Anseriformes; Anatidae
Gene: RER1
Product: retention in endoplasmic reticulum sorting receptor 1
Biological process (GO): retrograde vesicle-mediated transport, Golgi to endoplasmic reticulum; protein retention in ER lumen
Cellular component (GO): Golgi membrane
Source: RefSeq, a predicted model, not a curated record
CCUCUCCCCGCCCCUCCCGCCGUGUCCCGGAAGCGGAAGCGGGCCGGCUGCCCUCCUGCCGCCAUCUUGCGGCGGCAGAGGCGGGGGGCGGGGGCGGAAGGCAGGGCCCGGCGCGGCCGCCGACUCUGAGGUGACAGGAGGGUGGUGCUGCAGUACAUAUCUCAAUGCUUAGAUGUUAGAACUCAGCUCCUGCCUUACCAAGCAACCAUGUCAGAAGGGGACAGUAUUGGUGAGUCUGUUCAUGGAAAGCCUUCUGUGGUCUAUAGAUUUUUCACAAGACUUGGACAGAUCUACCAAUCGUGGUUAGACAAGUCUACUCCAUAUACUGCAGUGCGAUGGAUUGUAACUUUGGGUCUGAGUUUUAUCUACAUGAUUAGAGUUUAUUUACUACAGGGUUGGUACAUUGUGACAUAUGCCUUGGGAAUCUACCAUCUAAAUCUCUUCAUAGCUUUCUUGUCGCCAAAGGUAGACCCAUCUUUAAUGGAAGAUUCAGAUGAUGGUCCUUCCUUACCUACAAGGCAAAAUGAAGAAUUUCGGCCUUUCAUUAGAAGGCUCCCAGAGUUUAAAUUCUGGCACUCUGCCACUAAAGGCAUCCUGGUUGCUAUGGCAUGUACGUUCUUUGAGGCUUUCAACGUUCCAGUUUUUUGGCCAAUCCUUGUGAUGUACUUCAUUAUGCUGUUUUGUAUCACUAUGAAGAGGCAAAUCAAGCAUAUGAUAAAGUACAGAUAUAUACCCUUCACACAUGGCAAGAGGAAAUACAAAGGGAAAGAAGAUGUGGGAAAGACCUUUGCUAGCUAGAAGAUGCAAUCAACCUGUUGACCAAUUCUACUUAUAACUAAAGGAACGAUUUUGAGCCAUUGUAACAAUGCCUUUUUUCUUCAUAAAAUGAUUGAGUGGUGACAAAGCAGUUGAAGUUUCAUUUUAAGAGGAUCUUGCUAUUUUUAUCUGAAAUAUCAGUUUCUUGAAGAAACUGGCAUUCUAACCAAAUUGCAUUGAGUUUGUCUUUUGUAAGAAGUUGGAGAAACUUUGGAUAAUCCCAUGGAUUUGGGAUGACGGAUUUCUUUCAGGAUCCAUUGCACUGGAGAUUAAUGGCUUUGAGUUGGAUAUUUUUACGUAGUUUUCCUCACUGUCACCCUGAAGUGCUGUGCACGUAUGUGGAGGAAGAAAAAGUCAGGUGGCACGCACACAUGAUGCUGUUUUCUGCUUCAUGGCCAUGUGCUAUUUUCAUACAAAAAUUCAAUAGACCUAAGUAGAUGCAGAAUUUAAGCCAGUUUGCUAAAUGCAUGGUAUUACUGAGUCAUAAAUAUAAAUAGGAGUAAGAAAUCUACAAAAUCAUGGGUUUUUCAGUAGGGGAAAAAAAAUGUAUAGCUUCUAAAGUAACUCAUUUCUGUUAGGUUUUAAUGCCAGUUUCACCAUUGCAUCUCCUAGCAGAUGCUAAAAUUGGGCUCUUUCAUGAUGACUCAAAACUUUGUUCAAGAUCUAUGACCGUUUCCUUUGAGGACCUGGAGUUAUAAAUAUAUAUAUAUAUAUCUUAAUUGUUAUUAGUUGAAAUUUCUUUCAUACCCAACGGUUGCUUGAUUAGCAUAAGCUGACUUCAUGCAGCCCCUUCAGAAUAUACCCAAACUGGCCGUAGGAGACAACUUUAUGGGUUUUAACAAAGGUUUUCAUUUUCUAUGGGGAAAAAAAUCAGAGAUAAAUGACCUGCAUGUAAACUUUUUCAUGUGAUACAAUUGCAGUUUUAUUAAGUGACUUUUUAAUUCCAAAAUUUAUUAAAAGACAGUGUCCCCCUUUGCUUGUUCUCUAUUAUCUUUAUAUAUUUAUAUGUAUAGAUAGAUGACAGUAUUUAUGGAUUCUUUUCAAUAGUGGUUACCCUCAGCAUUUAUCUUCAUGUGAUGCCUAUUACAGCUUUUCAGGGAAUAUUCGCUGGCAGAAAGUAGAAAAAGAUUAGCGCUGAAUAUUCUGAAUGGAGAAUAGUCACAAUUUCAAUAGAUGCCUAAUUGGCAAAUGUAUGUAAGGAACCCUUUUAUCUGAUUUUGUCAAAUGAAGUCAUUAUGGAGUUGUGGAAUUCAGUCUUUGGUAAACCUGGAAAAGUUAAAGGUAGUUUAAGUUGA